Messenger RNA from Phacochoerus africanus (Common warthog), 5048 nucleotides. It is a transcript of the gene STARD8, whose product is annotated as StAR related lipid transfer domain containing 8. NCBI's taxonomy places the organism in Eukaryota, Metazoa, Chordata, Mammalia, Artiodactyla, Suidae. The transcript is spliced from 15 exons. Gene Ontology annotation, biological process: signal transduction; regulation of Rho protein signal transduction; actin cytoskeleton organization. Gene Ontology annotation, molecular function: lipid binding; GTPase activator activity. The coding region runs from base 199 to 3618 and encodes 1139 amino acids. The record is from RefSeq and is a predicted model, not a curated record.
GCGCCUGGAGUGCAGGCGAGCUGAGCUCUGGCCUCUGCUCUCCGCCUCUUCCCUCUCCGAGCUGAGCCCGCUGAUGGAGCACGGGGCCAGGGCUGGCUCUCAAAAAGCCUCUGGUCCCCUGUAGCCUGAUCCCCAGAGAGGAAGAGGCCCGUGCCCAGCAAAACUCUGCUGGGCCCUGCCAGCUCCCCACACCCCAUCAUGCCUCUGCUGGACGUGUUUUGGGCUUGCUUCAGGAAAGUGAAGUGCUUCCCAUUGCUGCAGGGGAGGAAGAAUGCCGAAGCUGAGGCCAAAAAAGCGUGUGGGUGGCUCCGAGCGACAGGAUUCCCCCAGUAUGCUCAACUUUUUGAAGAAGGUUCGUUUCCCCUGGAUAUUGGCUCUGUGAAGAAAGACCACAGUUUUCUGGACGAGGACUCUUUGGGGGCCCUGUGCAGGAGGCUGAUGACCUUGAACAAUUGUGCCUCGAUGAAACUGGAGGUUCAUUUUCAAUGCAAACAUAAUGAAGACUCAGAGGAGGAAGAUCAAUGUACCAUCAGCAACCACUGGGCCUUCCAGCGAGAGAGUAAGCGCUGGUCUCGUGUGGGCUCCUCCAACCUGCUGGCCCCACCAAGCCCUGGCCUGCCAGUGACCUCCAGCUGCGAGAGUGUCCUCACUGAGCUUAGCGCCACCUCCCUGCCAGCCAUCACUGUGAGCCUAGCACCCGAGCCGGUGGACCUGUCCUUGCUAGGCCGUGCUCCAAGCCCAAGUGACCAGCCCUUCCUCAGCCCCACCAGGGCCCAGGAGGGUCCCAAGGACAAAACCAAGAAGCACCGUUCCCGUAGCUUCCUCAAACACCUUGAGUCUCUGAGGCGGAAGGAAAAGGGUGGCAGCCAGCAAGCAGAGCCCCAGGAUAGCUCAGCCACCCCAGAGAAGGCCACCAAAGCCUCCUCUUUCCGAAGUCGCCAUGGCUUCCUUUCGGCUGGAUUCUAUAGGGCCAAGAACUGGGUGGCCACCUCAGCCAGUGGCAGUGGCACUGAGACUCAGAGGGCCUGGGAGGCCUGGCCUGUGGCCACGUUUCAGCAUCCUCAGCGGGUACACCGGGGUGACUGCCUGGUUCAUGUGCCCAGGGACCACAAACCAGGCACAUUCCCUCGCUCCCUGUCCAUUGAGAGUCUGUGUCCUGAGGAUGGACACUGCCUGGCAGAUUGGCAGCCAGGUAGGCGCUGGGGCUAUGAAGGGCGCAGGGGCUCCUGUGGCUCCACAGGCAGCCAUGCCAGCAUCUAUGACAACAUGCCUGAGCUGUACCCAGCUGAGCCUGUACUGGCUGGGGCCGAGGCUGAAGAGGAGGAGGGGGAUGGGGACAGCUACACUCACCUGGAUGACAUCCUCCAGCAUGUGUGGGGGCUGCAGCAACGGGUAGAGCUCUGGUCUCAGGCCAUGUACCGAGCUCUGGGGCCCAGAGAUAAGGAAGAGGAAGAAGAGGAGGAAGAAGAGGAAGAGGCCAGUUCAUCAGUAGAAAUAGCUACCAGUGAAGUGGAAGGCCAGACCCAGGCUCCAGCCCAUGAGGAGUCCCUAGCCGUGGGCCAGGUGGAUGUCCAGCCAGGAGUUCUGGCUCAGGCUCAGGCUCAGGGCCCAGCCGAGGCUGAGCUCCUGGCACAGGCAGAGGCCGAGGGCCCAGGCUUGGCCCAGGAUAAUGAGCAGGAGGCAAAUUCAGGUGGGGAACCCACCUCUGCCUCCAGCCUGUCUGUGGAAGAAGGACACUCCAUUUCUGACACUGUGGCCUCCUCCAGUGAGCUGGACAGUAGUGGGAACUCCAUGAAUGAGGCCGAGGCCACAGGGUCCCCGGCUGGACUCCAGGCAUCAGCACCCCGUGAAAGACGAGAUUCGGGCGUUGGGGCCUCACUGACCCGACCCUGCAGGAAGCUCCGUUGGCACAGCUUUCAGAACUCCCACCGGCCCAGCCUCAACUCUGAGUCACUAGAGAUCAACCGGCAGUUUGCCAGCCAGAUCCACCUCCUGCACAAGGGCUCACUGCUGCGGCUCACCGCCUUCAUGGAGAAGUACACCGUCCCCCACAAACAGGGCUGGGUUUGGUCAAUGCCCAAGUUUAUGAAGAGAAACAAGACACCGGACUACCGAGGCCAGCACGUGUUUGGGGUGCCGCCCCUCAUCCACGUGCAGCGCACAGGUCAGCCGCUGCCCCAGAGCAUUCAGCAAGCCAUGCGAUACCUACGCAGCCAGUGCCUGGACCAGGUGGGCAUCUUCCGCAAGUCUGGCGUGAAGUCCAGGAUCCAGAACCUGCGCCAGAUGAACGAGACCUCCCCAGACAAUGUCUGCUAUGAAGGCCAGUCAGCCUAUGAUGUGGCUGACCUGCUAAAGCAGUAUUUCCGGGACCUGCCCGAGCCAAUCUUCACCAGCAAGCUCACUACAACUUUCCUGCAGAUCUACCAGCUCCUACCCAAGGAUCAGUGGUUGGCAGCCGCACAAGCUGCCACCUUGCUGCUCCCUGAUGAGAACCGAGAGGUGCUACAGACCCUGCUCUAUUUCCUAAGCGACAUUGCCUCUGCUGAGGAAAACCAGAUGACAGCCGGUAACCUGGCAGUGUGCUUGGCACCCUCCAUCUUCCACCUCAAUGUCUCCAAGAAGGAUAACCAUUCACCCAGGAUCAAGAGCAAACGCAGCCUAGUUGGCCGGCCAGGCCCUAGAGACUUGAGUGAGAACAUGGCUGCCACCCAGGGCCUAUCACACAUGAUCAGUGACUGCAAGAAACUUUUCCAGCUCUUCCCCUACAAGGUUUCUCAUCUAUCACACUGCAGUAGCCAAGCCUUUCUACUCCUUAUAAUGAACCAGACAGACCCCAUGGGGUCCAUGACCCUUUGCCGGUGUGUAUGUGCGCCAUCCCAGGUGCCCCAGGACAUGGUGCUGCAACUGUGCAGCUCCUACAGUGCGGCUGAGCUCAGCCCUCCUGGCCCAGCCCUGGCUGAGCUGCGGCAGGCCCGAGCUGCUGGUGUGAGCCUAAGCCUCUACAUGGAAGAGAGUGUCCAGGAGCUGCUACGUGAUGCUGCUGAGCGCUUCAAAGGCUGGAUGAGCGUGCCAGGACCCCAGCACACGGAGCUGGCUUGCAAGAAGGCACCAGAUGGGCACCCUCUGCGUGUGUGGAAGGCAUCUACAGAGGUGGCAGCCCCCCCGGCCGUGGUGCUACACCGUGUCCUGCGGGAGAGGGCCCUCUGGGAUGAGGACCUGCUGCGGGCUCAGGUGCUGGAAGCCCUGAUGCCGGGUGUGGAGCUGUACCACUACGUCACUGACAGCAUGGCACCCCAUCCCUGCCGCGACUUUGUGGUGCUCCGGAUGUGGCGUUCUGACCUGCCCCGCGGGGGUUGCCUGCUCGUCUCUCAGUCCCUGGAUCCUGAACAACCUGUGCCUGAGUCAGGGGUGCGGGCCCUGAUGCUCACCUCCCAGUACCUCAUGGAGCCUUGUGGCCUGGGCCGCUCCCGGCUCACCCACAUCUGCCGUGCUGACCUCAGGGGCCGUUCUCCUGACUGGUACAACAAAGUCUUCGGUCACCUGUGUGCCAUGGAGGUGGCAAAGAUCCGAGACUCCUUCCCGACCCUGCAGGCAGCUGGUCCUGAGACAAAGUUGUGAGCCUCAGCCUGGUCCCAGGGUGACGCCACCCAGGCUUCCCCUGUCCCAGGGCAGCGAGGGUGGGAUGAGAGCAGAGCAGCCCCCGAUGGAUGCUGCUUCCAGGACGGAAGCAAGCUCGGGCUGUUUCCCUUACUUCCUGAAGCUCCUCUGCACAUAGAGGGGAGGAAAAGAGAAUUUCAGUGUCAUGUCUCCACUCGACCCCCAAACCUGUGUUCUGUCUUUCUGAGAAAGGGGAGUCAAUUCAGGAACGAGAAGAUGGCUACUGCUCUCCAGGUCCACGGAGCCACCGGUCAGUCUGAAGCCUUCCUGGCUCCCCUGCCUAUAGGGCAAGGAGGAAGAGAGCAGUGUGUGUUUCUAGGUCUCAGGUGUUCCGAGAGGCCAAGCCAACGUGCUUGGUGCUAGGGUCCCUUUGAGGUUGGACAGGAGGCUCUGGUCCUGCCUUUGGGUCCAACAUUGGCCCUGAACUGCCUUUUGCAGAGAAAUUGGACUUAAGUGAACGGACACAGGAGCAGAGCACAGGGCAGCCCCAACCACCGUGAGCUGUUGAUUUGUGUAAAUACGAUUCUGAUUUUUACAAGGCUGAUUUAAAGAGAGGGCACUGACAGGCCCCAGUAGGCGACAUGACGAUUUGGGAUAGCUUGGGAUGUGAGAGCUGGGGGGAAACUUCCUUUCUCAGGUCUCAAGAGACCAAUGAACCAGUCUCUCCUGACUUAGGCCCCACACUUUAACUGCCACUCCAUGGGGUCCUGUGUAGCCAUUGGCCACGCAUUGCCAUGUCUGGAGAGUAAACAGUCUUGCUCCCACUGCACAGGCCAAGCAAAAGCAGAUGGUGGCAAGGAGAUACUGUCUGUGUCUAUGUCCUUUUUUUCCGCUAUUGUUGCCUAUGGUAAAAGGUUGACAUGACAGCCCCUUCCUCCAGCAGAGACCUGGCCCCUGGAUCAGGUGGCUGGCCAGCAAGGUGGAAGGGCCUAGUGUCAUCUCAGCUCACUGGAGCUUGAUCUCAACCUGACCUAGCCCACCCAACUGGCCAUCUUGGUUCACAUGGAAAGUCAAACGCCGGACACCAACUAGUGCUUUAUUAUUAUUAUUUUUUGGCUGAAUAAACUGGAGUGGGAUAGAUUCCAGCCAACCAGUUGUAAUUUUUAAGCCUGUUUUAUUGUACCUAUAAAUACUGUACAGUCAGAAUAUUAAAAAAUGUAUUUGUGUAUAUAUAGAUACACACACACACACAUAUAUAUAUAUAUACACACACACAUCUAUAUACACACAGACACACACAGACAUAUACAUAUUCUCUCCAGAGUGUACCAUAAUCUGUGGGUAGGAACAGAGGUCUGAAAGCCUUAGGGGGGCAGGGCACUUAAGACAGGGGAGGUAGAGAACCAGGUCCAAGUGACUCCCCAGUGGAACAAUAAAGCAUUACAAUAGAA